GUUUCAAUCAUACAUUUACUGCGUGACUUACAUCAUAUCAUACGAGGGCAAAGUUGACAAAAGAUUUAGAAAGAUGGUUGGGAAAUCAGAGGAGGAUGUUGUUUACAACUCUAUGACAGAGGAUGACCCUAAUUCUAAUUCCGAAGCAUCUUCCACUGCAAAAGUGAGAUGGGGACCACAGCAUGCGGGUGCAAAGGAGCUAGCCUCCCAUUACUCGACGGGGAAAAGAGUACAAGAAACCAUUUGUCUGACAUUGUGUAUUGCAUUAAUGGUCUUUAACCUCAGUCAGUUGGUGCUUCACUUUAAAUCAGAAAAUUGGUACAUCAUCCUGAUUUGCUCAUUGUUAGGAAUAGUAGUUGCUGAUUUCUUUAGUGGACUGGUUCACUGGGGAGCAGACACCUGGGGAUCUAUAGAUAUUCCAGUGAUUGGCAAGGCUUUCAUUCGUCCCUUUAGGGAACACCAUAUAGAUCCCACUUCCAUCACAAGACACGAUUUCAUAGAGACUAAUGGUGAUAACUUCGCCGUCACCGUCCCAUUCCUUGCUCACAUGGCCUAUAAGUUUGUUACACUGUCUCCAGAGGAAAUUGACAAGACGUACAACUGGGAGUGUUUCGUUUUUUUACUGGCCAUUUUUGUCAGUCUUACAAACCAGUUUCACAAGUGGUCUCACACAUAUUUUGGAUUGCCCAAAUGGAUAACUUUUCUCCAAGAUGCACACCUUGUCCUACCGAAAAAGCACCACCGCAUCCACCAUGUGUCACCCCAUGAGACCUACUUUUGUAUAACCACGGGCUGGCUCAAUUACCCAAUGGAGAAAAUCGGCUUUUGGACUUUUCUAGAAGACCUGAUUGAAAAGACAACCGGAAACAAGCCAAGGGCAGACGAUCUUAAGUGGGCCAAGAAGUGUUGAUGAUGGAUAGUACUUGUAUUGGUUAUAUUUCCAUGACAUGAUUAAGGAAUAAGACUGGAAAGUAUCCACCUUGUUUUGAUGGAUAAUAAUCAACAACAAAAAAACAAUUAUCACCUAACGAGAAGCAUUGGUGUGUAAUUUAUUUUUAUGAACUUUGAUAUUGUGAAAGCAGAUAUAUACAUUUGAACUUUGGUAUCUCGAACACAGAUAUCUUGAAUACCAUGGAUAUGUCAAAGUGAUUCGGAAGUCCCAACCACUUAUUGAAACAAGUAUUUUACCCUUGAUAUAUCGAAUCCUUAGAUAUCUUGAACGUUUUUUCUCUGUCCCAUCGAGUUCGAGAUAGCAAGGUUUGACUGUAUCUUAUUAUCAGCCUAGCAAAAGUUGGAUUGUAUGAGCAGUUGUAGCAGAAGUCUUAAGACGUUACAUUUUUAUAAAUGAUUUAUUGUGAUUGCAAAUACUGAUAUAUGUGCAAUAGAUAAAGAGAAAAAAAAAUUCUAUAUGUAACAUGCUUUUAUCUCGUGAAGUUUAUGGAAGUAUUUUUGUAUCAAUUUUACCCAUGAAUUUAGGUUAGAUAUAGAUAUAUAUAUAUGUUUAACAUGUAUUUUGUACCCUGAAAUCAAAUUAAUGAAAUUUUAUUUCAGAAUGGAUAUUGAUGAUGCUAUAUUUUUUUUUGUGUUGAUAAAACGUUUUUUGGAGGGGGAGGUAUUGAUAAGAGGGUUUCAGUCAUUUUAACUGAACAUUCUAAGGCAUUAAUGUACAGGUGCUUAGCACAUUUAAGAAAAUGUUAACACGUUGAACUGAUGAGUUGUGGAUAAUUUAUAAAAUUUUUGUUUAUUUUCUGUAAUACAAGAGUAGUGAUCUGAGCUGAAUGAAGUACUGGUAGGCAUAUCUGUUUUCCUUCUAAAAAAAAAAAUGAGGGCACAAUUGUUGAUUUUUCUGUGUUAUUUAAAGAUUGACGUGUAAUUAUCAGGUGUUAUAUCAUAGAUAAGCUAAGUUCAUGCUUUCAAUGUCGUAUGUAAACAUGUAACAAAGUACAGGCUGAUCAGAGUUCAGUUUGCCUGACACAUUUAAUGUAUUCUACAUUGGCUGGAUCACACAUGAUUUACCUUUAUACACAUGUACCUAACUGUAAACAAGUCUCCUACAUAUAUUUGUUGGCAAUUACCUGGUAGUUUUACAGGUGGGCAUUGAUUGUAACCAACAAGAUGUUGUGCUGCAUGCUCUAGCUGUUGAUGUUUAAGAAGUGAAUUUCAUUUUUGAAAAUACAUGCAGGUAUGAACUGCGACACUUCACACCAGCAUACUUCAUGAACUACGUCAACACUUCAUGAACUACGUCAACGCUUCAUGAACUAUGUCAACGCUUCAUGAACUACGUCAACGCUUCAUGGAGAGUAUUUCAAUGUGAAGCAAUGUAGUUCAUACUCUCCUGUAUUUUCAGAAAUGAAAUUCAUUUCUUAUAUGGAUAUUCUACUUUCAUUACUGUCAGAAUUCCCAGCUGAUAAAGUAGACAUAUACAUGUACUAUAUUUAUCAGGGCUCAUAUGUUCACAACUGCAUCGCAUUCACGAGGCAAUGGCUACAACUGGUAAAGAUAUCGAAGAAAAAAACAUUGUAAAUGUGAAUAUUACUAGAUUUUUUUAGACAAAACAAAAGUAUGGAAAUAUUCUAUGUGUCUGUGAUCUUGUGUGGGGGAAAAUAAUAAGGCAAGGGAAGUAACUUCAGAUCUUUCUUCUUUUUUUUUUGAUCAAUCAGUGAUUUAUUUUCAGUUUACAUGCAUGCUACGUACAAACAGCUUAAUGUGAACAAAACCUUUUCAUGUGUGCCUUGCAUUUUUGUCAAUAAAACGUCAAUGUGAA
Messenger RNA from Ostrea edulis (European flat oyster), 2767 nucleotides. RefSeq names its product plasmanylethanolamine desaturase-like. NCBI's taxonomy places the organism in Eukaryota, Metazoa, Mollusca, Bivalvia, Ostreida, Ostreidae. Bases 74 to 910 code for a protein of 278 amino acids. The record is from RefSeq and is a predicted model, not a curated record. Gene Ontology annotation, molecular function: oxidoreductase activity. The transcript is spliced from 5 exons.